UUACGUAGUAUAUAAAACAACGGCCUAAGCUAAAAAGGCCUGUAAAAUUCAACUCUAAUCUAUUCUCAUUGUUUUGAACGAGAGACAGGGUGAGACUAGUAGCAAUUGAGAAGAUGAAUCUCACAGUGUUUGUAUAUAUAGUGGUUCUAUAUCUAUCGACGAUCUCCUUCACGGUCACAGCACGAGUGGUGUCGAUUCAACCUCUCUUGCAAAAUUAUGAAAAUCCCAUUUCCAGUAUUUUCGAUACUUCCAAGUAUGGCAUACUCAACCUCGACAAUGGCUUGGCUCUAACUCCUCAGAUGGGGUGGAAUAGCUGGAAUUUUUUUGCCUGCAAUAUCAAUGAAACAUUAGUCAAGGAGACAGCCGAUGCACUUAUCACAACUGGUUUGGCUGAUUUAGGCUAUGUUUACCUCAACAUAGAUGAUUGCUGGUCUAAUCUCACAAGAAAUUCAGAGGGUCAACUAGUACCUGAUCCAAAAAACUUUCCAUCAGGAAUUAAAGGUCUUGCGGAUUAUGUGCAUGAAAAGGGGCUCAAGCUUGGUAUUUAUUCUGAUGCUGGUGUUUUUACGUGUGAAGUUCGACCUGGAUCACUUUACCAUGAAAAUGAUGAUGCAGAGCUCUUUGCUUCUUGGGGUGUGGAUUAUUUGAAGUAUGAUAACUGUUAUAAUUUGGGCAUCCCACCAAAGAAUAGAUACCCUCCAAUGCGUGAUGCUCUAAAUGUGACUGGGCGUACAAUUUUCUAUUCACUUUGUGAAUGGGGUGUUGAUGACCCUGCCUUGUGGGCAGACAAAGUUGGAAAUAGUUGGCGAACAACAGAUGAUAUCAAUGAUUCAUGGGCAAGCAUGACUACCAUUGCGGACCUGAAUGACAAGUGGGCAGCCUACGCAGGACCUGGUGGUUGGAAUGAUCCAGACAUGUUAGAAGUUGGUAAUGGGGGCAUGACAUAUCAGGAGUACCGAGCACAUUUUAGCAUCUGGGCUUUGAUGAAGGCUCCUCUUUUAGUUGGUUGUGAUGUACGAAACAUGACUGCCGAAACAUUCGAAAUUCUUAGCAAUAAGGAGGUCAUAGCUGUAAACCAAGAUCCACUUGGGGUUCAAGGAAGGAAAGUUCAUGUAGCAGGACUGGAUGAUUGCCGUCAGGUCUGGGCUGGUCCUUUAUCUGGAGAUCGUUUGGUUGUCGCUUUCUGGAAUCGAUGUUCAAAGGCUGCGACUAUUACAGCUGGAUGGGAUGCACUUGGACUUGAAUCAUCUACCAGUGUCUCUGUAAGAGAUUUGUGGAAGCACAAAGACGUUUUUGGAGAUGCGGUGGCAUCGUUCAGUGCUCGAGUUAAUUCUCAUGACUGUGAGAUGUACAUUUUCACUCCUCAGACACUGUAUCACUCUAAAAUUUAGUUUACACUGUGAUGCUAGCUCAACUUAAUGGCUUGGUGCAACCGUUCGGCAACUUGGGGAUCCUGCUUUAAUAGAGCCCCAAAACUAUGAUGUUUAGGUUUCUAAUGCAUUGCAAAUAUAAACUUUGUGGUGGUAUGUAAUAGCUUUUAUUGGAGCUGAUGGGAUUGUUCAUGCUGUAAAUAUUACCUGGGCAAAAAAUACCUGAUUUCCACGCGUA
Molecule: messenger RNA, 1608 nt
Organism: Cornus florida
Lineage: Eukaryota; Viridiplantae; Streptophyta; Magnoliopsida; Cornales; Cornaceae
Product: alpha-galactosidase 3
Exons: 15
Coding region: 114-1391 (425 amino acids)
Biological process (GO): carbohydrate metabolic process
Molecular function (GO): hydrolase activity, hydrolyzing O-glycosyl compounds
Source: RefSeq, a predicted model, not a curated record